CCAAUAGAAAGCGCAUCGAAUUCCCCGGGGGACUUGAUUAACUGGAUUACCCUCAGCUUUCUGGUCAUGUACAGGACAGAUAUCGGCAGUGUUAUCACAAAAUUCACUGAAAUUGGGGCUCAGGUCACCGAUAGAAACCUGUUAGGUCUAGACUCUCAACAUUUUAGAUUGGCGUUUAUACAUAACGAGGAAUCAUUUAUGAUAUCAGACGUUACUCGCGCGAUCUUGUCUCAGUCUGAGACUGAGCUUAAAAGGCUCAUCGAGUCAGCAAAUGUUUCCCCUGAUGAAUAUAAACUAUGUGGAAUGUGUUUGAGCUGGGCUCCUGGUCUUGCGAUUUCGAGUCCAUGUCUGUCGUUAAGCCCUAUGACCUUGUGUCGCUGUUACAAGAUGCUGUACAGCAUGGCUGCCCGGAGUCCGUUAAACUUCUCCUUGAUUAUGGCUCCCUGGUUGUCGAUUCAACAGUUUGGGUCUGCCAUUCUAACGAGACGAAGGGCAGGAUUGUAUUCGACCCUUUCAUAGCCCGGCGAAAGCACUUACUGGAACUGGCCAGGACUAUGCUACCCGAAUACUCACAAGAAGAGCUCCGUCUCGAACGUGACCUUUUGCCUGACUCAAAUGCUGGGGAGAUUCACACUCAGCUUACACAACAUAACAUCCUUGUGCCUUCAUCGCUCCAGCCAUACAUUUAUACGUGUUAUCACGUUGCAUCCGUAUUUCAUGGUCCAACCCUCUCGGUAGACGAUAUGGAGUUUCUGUAUACAGCUGGAUUCCGCGAUAUUGACGUUCCUGAUAGCAAUGGAUAUACACCCAUAGGCAGGGUAAAUCUUGUUUCUUUGAGCGAGCACUCGUUCGAAGAGUACAUUGAAAGACUACAAUGGUUUGUGGGUAAAGGUGUGACUCUGCACUCUCCGCCAACAAUUACAGGCAGCGUGCCGUCCCAUCAUAUUUCCAGAAACAUAACCUACCUUUUGUUACAAACUUCACUGCUCACCCCCGAAACCUCUAUCGAAGGCCCCCAUUGUUUAUGGUCCAAGUCCAUUGGUACUCAUAAUCGUGAUUUGAUCGGACUAGUAUAUGGAUCUGGACACAAGGACAAUUGCUCUUGUUCCUGUUCAAUGGCAGGCUGCACUCCGGUCUCAAUGGCGUUGCGCGUUAUAUUCGGCGGGCCUUGGGAUUAUGAUCCCACGUGUCGGCGGAAGCCAAAAGAAAAUGGAUUCUUUCUUCAGCAAUUCAUUCUGGGUAUACCAAGCUUUGCAGCUGCUGCGCACGAUGUUCUUCGAUUCAUUACGUUUACCGAUCUUGGAUUGACCCACACCUGCUGCCGUUUCAAUUGGAAUGUCAACAGAAUAGAAGACGUACCCUUCGAUGGAGAGGAAGCAGCCGAAAUUCAAGACGAAGAGAGACUGCUUUUUGUUGAUUUGGAAGGACUAUUUGAAGAUAUCAUUCGGGAAUACGAUCAGCUCAGAAUCCCACUGCUGGAGUAUAUCCGCACUCGUUGGUGUCGUCGUGUCCGGGAGUACCUUUGGAAGAACGGCGAGAAGAUAGAUUCUCAGUCUCUUUGUAAUUAUCUGGAUCCGGACUUUGCGCGUCAAUGGGACGCAUGCGCGAUCCCAACGCAGUCAAUAAGUUGGGUUUAAAACAAGGCGCAAAGGUCG
Molecule: messenger RNA, 1655 nt
Organism: Aspergillus versicolor CBS 583.65
Lineage: Eukaryota; Fungi; Ascomycota; Eurotiomycetes; Eurotiales; Aspergillaceae
Exons: 2
Coding region: 297-1637 (446 amino acids)
Source: RefSeq, a predicted model, not a curated record